AUGAAGAGCCAAGAAUGCCUCUGUCUCUUUGGAGACCAGACCAAUGACUUCGUUCCUGGCUUGCGCCAGCUGCUUCGAAUUAAAGAUGGCCCUUUACUUUUAUCCUUCUUUGAGAAGACGCACAUUACAUUACGGCAAGAGAUCACCCGGCAGAGUCGUGAGAUCCAAGAGUUACUGCCGCGCUUCUCCGGGAUAGCCGACCUACUCGCCUCUUAUUCAACGGACCUAGACUCUACCCCUGUCCUUGCUAGUACUUUGACGGCAAUUUACCAGCUCGGUAGCUUCAUAAGCUACUAUGGAGAUGGCUCCAGGCCAUAUCCUACAGGCCAAAGCCACACCCUGAUUGGCCUAUGUACAGGCCAGCUCGCCGCAUGUGCCGUUGCAUCCGCGUCUACCGCAGGCGAGCUUGUGUCUUUGGCAAUAGAGGCAGUGGUAAUUGCAUAUCGCACAGGCCUCCACGUCACCAAAACUCGUCGACUUCUAGAGAACGAUACCGAUAGGAAUAAGAAUUGGUCCUAUAUAGUUCCGAAGUUGCAGGUCGACCUCGCUGCUUCACGGAUCGAACAGUUCUCCCAAUCAGCGAACUUACCCAUUGGAUUCAGGCCAUUUAUUGGAAUUGUAGCUCCGUGCAGUGUUACUAUUUGUGGCCCUCCUAGGGUCCUGAAAGACCUCUUUAACUCACCCAUCAUGGGCGAUGUUAAGCCUAUCCCGGCCCCAGUUUUUGCUCCAUAUCACGAUUCUCAUCUACACACCGAAUCAGAUAUCGAAGAAAUUCUAGGAACCCUCCCAGAGACAGCCGCCAAGACCGCCACGAAACUUCCCGUUGUCUCCAGCGUUACGGGCGAGCACAUCCGGGCUUCUACCUUUGGGGCUCUACUUCAUACGUCGCUAGGAGAGAUUCUUAGGGAGCCUCUCCGCCUGGAUAUAAUCACUAAAUCCAUUAAUACUGCUGCCCGAGCGUCUUUAUGCGCUCGGUGGGUUAUCUUGUCAGUUGGCACGAACGCUUCCCAGAGUCUGGCUAGCGCUCUCAAUGAGAUUGAAGGCAUCUCCGCCAAGGUCGAAAACAUAGAAAGUACCCCAAACCUUGACACACCACAUUUGCAAACGAGGUGUAGUGGGCGGCCAGAACAAUCCAAUAUAGCUAUCAUCGGGUAUGCAGGGAGAUUUCCUGAGGCCGCAGAUGCAGACAGUCUUUGGAAGCUCCUCUGCGAAGGACGGGACGUUCACCGUGAAAUCCCACCCGACCGAUUUAAUCUCAACACACAUUACCACCCGACCGGAAAGAAGAAGAACACCUCGCAAGUCCGAUAUGGUUGCUUCAUCAACGAACCCGGCCUUUUCGAUUGUCGUUUCUUUAAUCUUUCUCCCAAGGAAGCGGACCAGAGCGACCCCGGCCAGAGACUCGCUUUACUGACCGCCUACGAGGCCCUCGAGAUGGCCGGCGUUGUCCCAGAUAGGACUCCCUCCACCCAACGAGAUCGAGUAGGCAUAUUUUACGGCAUGACUAGUGAUGACUGGCGAGAAGUUAACAGCGGGCAGAGUAUUGGGACCUACUUUAUCCCCGGUGGCAACCGCGCGUUCACACCAGGGCGUAUUAAUUACUACUUCAAGUUCUCUGGGCCCAGUAUUAGCAUUGAUACAGCCUGCUCAUCUAGCGCUGCUGCCAUUCACAUAGCCUGUAAUUCUCUUUGGAGGAACGACUGUGACACUGCUAUUGCCGGGGGUACCAACGUCAUGACUAACCCCGACAACUUUGCUGGCUUGGACAAGGGCCACUUCCUAUCUCGCACCGGAAACUGCAAGACGUUUGAUGAUGGAGCUGAUGGAUACUGCCGGGCAGAUGCUGUCGGGACCGUGGUUCUGAAGAGGCUUGAGGACGCACUGGCCGACAAAGAUCCCAUCCAGGCUGUAAUUUGCGGCGCCUACACCAACCAUUCCGCAGAGGCCGAGUCCAUCACUCGCCCACACAUUGGCGCACAGUCGGCCAUUUUCCGUCACGUCCUCAAUGAUGCUGGCCGUGAUUCUCUGGAUGUGAGCUAUAUUGAAAUGCAUGGUACAGGAACACAAGCCGGUGAUUCAGCAGAGAUGCGGUCAGUCCUAGAUGUCUUUACGGGCAGCCAGUCUGGCCGCACUGCGGAGCGACCACUAUAUCUUGGUUCCGCUAAGGCCAACAUCGGCCAUGGCGGGUCGGGAUCCGGUAUAACAUCACUCAUAAAAGUGAUACUGAUGAUGAAAAACAGCAUAAUUCCGCCUCACUGUGGCAUUAAGACCAAGCUCAACUCCAGGUUUCCGGCAGAUUUGAAGGAACGCGGUAUCAAUAUCGCUUUAGAAGCGACGCCAUGGCAGCGACCGGCGGGUGGUAGGCGGAUGGCCUUCCUCAACAACUUCAGCGCGGCUGGCGGGAACUCGGCGCUUCUUUUGGAGGAUCCUCCUGCUGAAUUCGAGCUCCAGGCAUCGGCGGACCCUAGGAGUUUCCACGUAAUUACUGUGUCAGCCCGAAGUAGCCAGUCGCUUCGCCAGAAUGCCAAGCACCUUGCAGAGCACCUCCGAAGAAACCCUGAGAUAUCUCUUGGGAGCCUUGCCUACACAACGACAGCUCGCCGAAUUCACCAUAACUAUCGGCUCUCUGUUACUGGGCGGACCAUCACCGACGUGAAAACCGCUCUAGAGAAGUCUGCUAGUUUGGACAUCCGACCUGUGCCCCGGAAGAUCCCCGGGGUCACUUUCGCGUUUACUGGGCAAGGGUCAAUCUACCAAGGGAUGGGAAAGCAUCUCUUCGCUUCCUUUAGCGUCUUUCGUGAGGAGCUGCGGCGCCUAAAUGGCAUUGGCAGAAGUUUCGGGUUUGAUUCGUUCAUGGCCCUGAUCAACGACAGUACAACUUAUGAGACAAUGCAUCACUCCCCACAGGCGACGCAGCUGGCCUUGACCUGCUUUGAGAUCGCGCUAGCUCGGCUCUGGGAGUCAUUUGGGAUUGUUCCCAGCCUGGUGGUCGGACACAGUCUCGGCGAAUAUGCGGCUCUGCACAUUGCUGGGGUGCUCUCGGCUCGCGACGCCGUGUUCCUAGUUGGGACACGAGCUCGUAUAAUGCAGGAUCGUUGCUCAGCUGGAACCCACGUUAUGCUCGCUGUCAAAGCCCCCGUAACCGCACUCACCCAAGUCUUGCAAGACCAUCGCCUAGAGGUUGCGUGCAUUAAUACGCCUGAUCAGACUGUUGUCACUGGCCCUAUGGCCGAUGUUGACCGCGCCCAAGAGGCACUAGGGUUGUCUGGUAUCAAGACAAGCAGAUUAAAGACCAAUUUUGCCUUCCACAGUUCUCAGGUAGAACCAGUCCUCGACGAAUUUCAGAAACUCACUCGUGGGAUCAAAUUUGGGAAGCUCACGGUACCCCUUCUCUCGCCCCUAUUGGCAGCUGUCAUCACUUCAGAGGACCAGCUUGGAAUAGAAUAUCUCACCCGUCAUUGCCGUGAGAUGGUUAACCUUGCCGGUUCUAUCCAAUCUGCUCUCUCCCAAAAGAUCGUAUCCGAAGACACGAUCUGCUUGGAAAUUGGACCAGAUCCCGUUGUUAUAGGAAUGUUGAAGGCUAGUAUUGGGUCAUGCACCAGAACAAUUGCCUCUACCCGGAAGAGUGAGGGCCUUUGGGCAACAUUAUCUAAUGCUCUUCGGACCCUCUAUCAAGCUGGACUGGAUAUUCAGUGGGGAGAAUACCACCGAGACUUCGACGCAUUCCAAAAUAUUGUCCCGCUGCCCGCUUACCAGUGGGACUACAAGAAUCAUUGGAUCCAAUACGUCCAUGACUGGUGCCUGGCCAAGGGAGACCCUCCUGCCGCCAUAACCGAACCUCAAAAGCCUCCAGCUACACCCGACUUCUUGUCUGCUACGUGCCAGAAGAUCCUGCACUUGGAACAUGGAUCAAGCAAAUCGUCUGUGCUCAUAGAGUCGGACAUCUCUCAUCCCGACUUUCGGGCCAUUUUUGAGGCACACAAGGUGAAUGGCGCAAUGCUAUGUCCUUCUUCCGUCUAUUAUGACAUUGCUGUAACUCUGGGCAACUAUUUGCAUAAGUCCAAUCCUAUAAAGGCUAACCGCGGCGUCGAAGUUGCCGACAUGGCCACCACAAAGCCUCUGCUUAUGCAGACCCCAGGAAAGUCGGAACUCUUCCGUACAUCCGUCGAGGCCGACUGGGCCUCUCAAACAGCUAGCGUUGACUUCUACAGUCUUGACUCGAGCGGUGAGAAAGCAGUGGAGUAUGCCACCUGUAUGCUUCGAUUCGGAGACUCUGAUUCCUGGGUAUCUGAAUGGAAGCGUAUUGCGCAUCUUGUACAGUCGCGGAUGAAAAAACUGCGGGAUGCCGCCCACAACGGUAGCUCCCAUCUAAUCAAGCGUGGAAUAGCGUACAAGCUGUUUGAAAACUGUGUCGAGUAUGGACAGGGCUUUCAGGGAAUUGAUGAGGUCUAUCUAGAUAGUAAAGACCACGAAGCCACGGCCCGUGUCACAUUCAAGGAUAAAAGCACAUGCUUCUAUGCCAACCCUUACUAUAUUGACAGUCUCGGCCAUCUAUCGGGCUUUAUCAUGAAUGCUACAGAGUCGUUCGACUAUAAGUCGCAUGUGUUCCUUAACCAUGGUUGGGAAUCAAUUCGAUGCGCGGUUAAGCCCUCCGCUGAAGGCACAUAUGACACAUACGUCAAGAUGGAGUCCUUGGACGGGAAACGAUACGCUGGUGACGUCUAUAUUUUCCAGGGUGAUUCUAUCGUUGGUGUAAACCAAGGCGUGGCGUUCCAAGCGGUGCCCCGCAAGGUGUUGGACAUCCUUCUCCCUAAUCCCAGCAUCGGUGCCAGGAUGAAUACAGCAAAGGAGACAACCACUGUCGUCAGCGGGCGUCCUGGAGCCCCUCAGAAAGCUGUCAUCAGCCGACCAGAGAACGCCCUGAUGUCAAGGAAUGGGCAGGCUCUAGUAUCUCCACAAAGAGACAGGGUUCCGGAGCCCUUUCUAAUCGUGCGGGCGUUAAAUAUAAUUGCAGAAGAGACCGGCAUUGCCAUGGUCGAGCUGACGAAUGACCUUGUAUUUACGGAUGUUGGAGUUGACUCGCUCCAGGCCCUGUCUAUUUGUGGUAGGUUUAGGGAGGAACUAAAUAUCAACGUGGGCUCAGCUCUCUUCGUGGAAUAUCCGACGGUGAGGGAUCUUAAGAUCUUCCUCGGCACCGGGACUAGGCUGGCAGGCGCUUCCGAAGACAAUUCCAAAUCCUCGACUCCAGGUUUGGGGUUUUCCUGCGAUGACGACGUUGCCUACACACCUAGCGAUGCCACAGAUGUAGACCAGAGAGACAAGGAGCGAGAAUCAAUGCGCGAGGAUAGUCCUUCCCUAUCCGAAAUCUGCACUAUUCUGGCUGAAGGGCUCGGAGUCGAGGUGGAAGAGGUGUGGAAUGCACCAUCCCUUACUGAGCUGGGCCUUGACUCCCUCAUGUCCCUAAGUAUACUCGGGAGGCUGCGAGAGGAACUGAAUAUUGAUCUCCCUACAGAGUUCUUCUCUGAUGACGACAUGACAACUAUCCGAAGGAAGCUUCUUGACAACUCCGCAGGGCCCGAUAACCCCAGCCCUAUAACGACAGCACCAACGUCUAUCAUUUGUACAAGCACUCCUACUACCAUUCCAACAGCAACGUCAGUCCUGCUCCAGGGAAAUCUUGCGACGGCGCAGAAGGUCCUCUUCCUCUUUCCUGACGGCUCUGGUUCGGCAACCUCAUACGCCAUUCUCCCCCCUGUCGCACCUAGUGUUGCCAUAGUUGGCCUUAACUGCCCCUACUUGAAACGGCCUCAAGACUUGAAAUGUGCACUGCAAGACAUGACAGCCCCAUAUUUGGCCGAGAUCCGCCGGCGACAGGCUCAUGGGCCGUACUAUUUGGGCGGGUGGUCAGCAGGAGGUAUCUGUGCCUACGACGCCGCGGCCACACUGAUGGUAGCGGGUGAGCAAGUUGCCUCAUUAAUCCUAAUUGAUUCACCCAACCCAAUACGCCUCGAAAAACUCCCCGUACGCAUGUACCACUUCCUCAAUGACGCCGGCAUGUUUGGCUCUGGCGGUUCUAAACCUAUGCCUGAGUGGCUGUUACCUCACUUCCUCGCCUUCAUCGACGCACUGGCCCGUUAUGAGCCUACCCCAUUCGCAUCGGGAACGGCGCCUAAAACGCACGCCAUCUGGGCUUCAAACGGAGUCUACCAGUCGACUGGAGGGAAGAGGCUGGAGGAGCGGCCUGACGAUACCCGUGAGAUGAAGUGGUUACUAAAUAGCCGCACCAACUUCGGCCCAAAUGGGUGGGAUAGACUAGUUGGGAUGGAAAGCUUGAGGAUAGAGGUCUUACAUGGGGCAAAUCACUUUACCAUGAUGGAAGGCCCUCAGGGCCUCAGGUUAAGCCGGUUCCUUGCCAAGUCCAUGGGGGUUUAA
Molecule: messenger RNA, 6432 nt
Organism: Microsporum canis CBS 113480
Lineage: Eukaryota; Fungi; Ascomycota; Eurotiomycetes; Onygenales; Arthrodermataceae
Product: polyketide synthase for naphthopyrone YWA1
Exons: 5
Coding region: 1-6432 (2143 amino acids)
Biological process (GO): fatty acid biosynthetic process; secondary metabolite biosynthetic process
Molecular function (GO): phosphopantetheine binding; 3-oxoacyl-[acyl-carrier-protein] synthase activity; fatty acid synthase activity
Source: RefSeq, a predicted model, not a curated record